This is a messenger RNA of Verticillium nonalfalfae, 714 nucleotides long. It is a transcript of the gene RAS2, whose product is annotated as Ras GTPase ras2. The record is from RefSeq and is a predicted model, not a curated record. The transcript has 2 exons. Lineage: Eukaryota; Fungi; Ascomycota; Sordariomycetes; Glomerellales; Plectosphaerellaceae. Gene Ontology annotation, cellular component: plasma membrane. The coding region runs from base 1 to 714 and encodes 237 amino acids. Gene Ontology annotation, biological process: signal transduction. Gene Ontology annotation, molecular function: GTPase activity; GDP binding; GTP binding.
AUGGCGGGAAAAAUGGUCCUCUACAAGCUGGUGGUCCUGGGAGACGGUGGUGUGGGCAAGACGGCCCUGACCAUCCAGCUCUGCUUGCAGCAUUUUGUCGAAACUUAUGACCCCACGAUUGAGGAUUCCUACCGGAAGCAGGUCGUCAUCGACACCCAAGCAUGCAUGCUCGAAGUCCUCGACACUGCCGGCCAGGAAGAAUAUACCGCCCUCCGAGAUCAGUGGAUCCGAGAUGGCGAAGGUUUCGUUCUCGUCUACAGCAUUUCGUCACGAUCCUCCUUCUCCCGCAUCAAGAGGUUCCACCACCAGAUCCAGCGGGUAAAGGAGUCCUGCGCCUCUUCACCCUCUUAUCCUGGUUCACCCAUAUCGGCCGUUCACUCCCAAGCGCCUGUACCCAUCAUGCUCGUCGGCAACAAGAGCGACAGGGUCACGGAGCGCGAGGUGUCCACCCAAGAAGGACAUGCACUGGCUCGUGAGCUGGGCUGUGAAUUCGUCGAGGCCUCCGCCAAGAACUGUAUCAAUGUCGAAAAAGCCUUUUACGAUGUCGUCAGAAUCCUCCGCCGCCAGCGCCAGGCAGCUUCCCGACCACAGCCCAACGGACGCAGCUCGACGCGCGCGCACAACUCCAGCUCGCAAGACUACAACACGAAGGAGAAGAACGACGGCAGUCGAGGAAAGGGCGACAAGAAGAAGAUCAAGUGCGUCAUUUUAUAA